Acanthochromis polyacanthus (spiny chromis) is the source of this 4946-nucleotide messenger RNA. RefSeq lists its product as uncharacterized. The record is from RefSeq and is a predicted model, not a curated record. The transcript is spliced from 7 exons. Lineage: Eukaryota; Metazoa; Chordata; Actinopteri; Pomacentridae. The coding region runs from base 719 to 2701 and encodes 660 amino acids.
GUUGGUAGAUAUGACGGUAACAAAGCAGCUCACUCCAUCUUCCUGAGGCUCCACAUACAGAUCAUCACCGAUCCUGGACAGAGAAUGGACCGCUUUGGCCAACACUGAACGUGUGUAAGAUCUGAGGAACGCUGCUGUGCACCGUGUCUCCUCCCAACGCCAGUGAUAUAAGUGGUUGCUGGAGAAGAGGAGUGACUAAUCUUUUUGUAUCGAAACAUUUGGUGAAAGGGCGUUUUAAACGGAUACAAGACGACGAAAGUCAGAAACCUUUAUAUGUUGGACUCCAAAGCAUCCGAAAGGGAGAAAGAUUUCUGCUGCAAUUUUUAAGGAUCACGAAGGUGCAGAGACAGCGUGACAGCGAAACAUCCAUGAGGAGAAACAAUCUACAAAUGGAAAAACAUUCUGUCACGGAAAAUUAAACUUAAAAAGGUAGGCCUGCUUUUAUAUUUGCAAUGAGAAACUUUUACAAUGAUGGAAAAAGAUUGGAACAUUCAAAAAGAGGACAGACGUCAUCGUAGGAGUCUUCUUGACAGGACUUGGACAAAGUGCUGACAUGAUUUACAGACAGGUAAUUUCCUCUGUCAUGUUAUUCAGCCCCUUUUUACAGCAACUCAUCACAUCACUGUGUGGAAUCUAUCCUUGUUUAGCCGGAUAUUCUGUAGUGUUCGCAACUGUUUCUGUCACUUCUGGAUUUGGUACGUCGCAUUUUCGUUCCUAGAUGUCUCAGCCACAUAAUUCAACAGACACUCAGGCCUUGGUGCAGUCCAUGCUGCAGAGACUGAAGCUGCAGCCGGGCAGAGAGAACCAGUCGUACCUGUACUCACAUGCAGCCAUCACAGCUGCUUCCACACAGCGGCAAAAUGGCCAAAGUGGAGCAUUCAGCCUCCAGAAAGGGAGCAGUGACUUCAAAUUUGCUGCCAAUGGUAUCCCCUCUAAAGAGUUUGGGAUCUCUGCUGCUGAUGGUUUCAAAGGUGGUAAAAUACAGCGACCUGAUCAUGGCAAUGAAGCGAACAGCGCUCCGAUUUUCUUCAACUCCCAGAAAGACAACAGUGAUGGUGAGAACAGGGUGGGACAGGUCACACAGCCUGGGAUCACCCCAACAGGAACAGGGCAGCUGUUUCCUACUAAAUCACUUAAGGAUGCUGAUAUCACUUCCUUUGAGGCGACUGAUAGGGACAGAGCACAUUUUGGCAGUUCAGGAAUGACAGUUCACACCCCUCAAAAUACAGAUACUGUCUCAAGCAUGGGCCAGAGUCAGAAGCAGGACCAAAGCUUUACACCCAGAGUCUACGUCUGGUCCUUGAAAAGCCCAGAGACAGAAGCUGAAGGGAAUCAAGUGUUUCAUAUGGGAAAUGGAGGACUUGCAGGUUUGACACAAGAUGCACAAAGCACAACAAACAGCACAUUGAGGAGAAAACAGCGAUCAUCUGAGAAUAAAACGCGAAGAUGGACGCAGAAGAUUAAGGAGAGAUGGAGAGACAGACCGGGGAGUUUUGGCAAAAAGGGGAAAGAAGAAGGAGGGACAGCAGAGCAGAAGAAUGAGCAAAGCACUGAAACUUCACCCACAAACCGAGCAUCAACAGGAGAAAAUGUCAUCGGCACAUCAAAUAGGGAUGGAGAAAGGAGCUUCUCUUCACUGGACAGCAGUGGUCCCAGUAAAACACUCACAGAGGACAGCACUGAUGCACACGUCAGAUCUACAAGUGACUUUGACUUGGGCCUCGGGUCAUUCAGCCUGUUGGAGGAGAUUGUCAAGGAUCAAGAGUGGGCUAAGUUCCUAAACCCCAACCUUUCAUCCACCCCUGCAACUCAUGCUCCAUCAGAAGAGCUGCUGAGACAAACCAAAAUCCAACCAAAUCCUCAAGAUAGUAUCCAGUCACCAGGGAUUUUAAACCAGUUCGGAAGUGGAAGCAACCGGUGGAGCUUCAGGAGUUUCGAGUCGUCUCCAACGUCAGUUUUCAGUGUGACGCAAACAUCACCUGAAGCUUUCUCACCUGUCAGCAUUGACGUUUCAGAAGGACAACAACGGAGUGCUCACAGAGAGGCUGACCAAUCAGAGCCAAUGGAGGAUGGCCAUAACCAAUCAAGACUGCAGCAACUUAGAACUCAGUUAUUUACAGAGCCAGUAGAUAAUCUGUACAACUCAGCCUUGAAGAGCAGAGUUUCCUCCAACAGGAAGAGACAGCAUCAGUCAGCUGAGAGGAGUGACAGACUUCAGACCGAGAAAACGAGAGAUGGAGAAGUGGCUGAUAGAGAAGGGUCCAUUUCUUCACUGAGCCCAACUGGCAGCCAUGUGAUGGAUGGAACAGGAGAGUCACAACACAAUACCGUCACACCUUUAUACAGCCUAAACUCUCCAUCCUUUCCUAAACCUUUUGAUCCUACACCUCGGGGUGUCCUCAAACACUCCAUAUCCCAGGAUUCAGAGUCCUCCAUGGAAACUCUAUCUAAAAGGAGACGAGUUGAGGAGAACCGCCGGGUUCGCUUCUUAGAGGAGGUGGUGACCAUAGAACCUCCAGAGCUGGAUCUGGAUGCUACAGACUCAGAGGAGGACUUGGGAGCAGAUGAGGACUCUUUGACGGAGCAGGAGUGUGACGUGGAGCCAGCAGCGAUGGAGGAGGCGGCUCCAGCCCGUCGGCCGGCUCUCCCCGCCUGGAUACAAGCUCUGAAGAGGAGAAACACAGGGAGGAAACACAGAUAGUGACUGUAAACCCAUAACAAGGAGCAUCAAAGACUUCUUUUUUUAUAUCAAAAUUAAUGAAAAAAACAAAUAAAUUUGGUACUAUAUUUAGUCUCAAACGCAGAUUCCAAUGACAGUAUUUAAACAGGUGUUAUCACACCACAUUCUUGCCUCACCUUUUUGGGAUUUAUUUUUUUAAUUUCUAAAACAUAUAAUUUUUAGUCUUCAAUGACAAAUAAUACCAAGACACGAUAAGUGUUUCCUGCACAGUGCAAGCUCACUGAAUGGACUUCAUCCUGGAAACCUUCAUGUGUUUUAUUGCUCCUCGUUGCACUUCAAACACUGUUUUGUUGAGCAGCAACUAUUUAAGGAGAAAAAGAUCAGAGUGGCAUGUCAGACAGCCAGCAGAGGUUCAAACCAAGCUCUGUGCUGAUUAAGCAUCAGCUGUCAUCUUAAUUGAACGCCCCUCUGUCUGUGGACUGGAUUAUGUACUGCUGUGACACAACAGCUCCAUGUGCUGCAAGACAUUGGCUGAUUUGGUUGCUGGAGUAAAUAUUCUUCCACCAUCUCUUCCAGCUCUUUUUGGAGGUAUUGUGCAUCCUCCUUCUUGAGUUUCACGCUGGACAGCAGCAGACAACUUAACUGGUUUGCUGUCUGUGUCACAGACUCACUCCCCCAUAUCCUGUCUCUUCUUAAUGGCUCCCUGUCCGGCCAUCACGAAAAUUAACCCCAGAGGAGGAAAGAUAUGUGAGUUGGCGCUGAAGUUGUGGUCAAUGACAAUCAGCAGUUUCUCCUCAGUCAUUUGCUUGCUGGGGUCAGAGAGAAGCCCCCUGAGCACCGAGUUUCCUCAUCUGAAGUAUCGUUUUUUUACUGUCAUCAUCAUUAAAGCUCUCAUCAGUCAUCACUUAAAGAAAUAUUACUGGCCUCUGUGACGUUUUUACUGUCGCUGCAGUUAUGUUUCCAUGUGGAUGUGGCAACAUGGGAGACUGAGGAUGUGCAAGCUUGAGACAAGUAUUAAAGGAAUAGGUCACCAGUUUUGGAAAUAUGCUUAUUUGUCCUCUGUCAGUGAGUUAGAUGCAUGUGUAAUCCAGGGUCACACCUGGCCAAGAAAUGGGCAUGUUAGUUUUGCAUCUCAGUUUUCAUAUUUACUUAAGUAGUCUGACUGACCAGAUGUAGUUUCUAUGUGUAAGCCUCCCAUACCCUUUUAAAUCCCCUUCUGCUAUUUGCUACAUUAUUACAAACAAAUCCUCUUCACAGUGGGACACAAUUACAACCAUCUCAGAGGCAGCAACCAACACGCUUAAGAUUUUAAAUUUUGCCAAAGUUUUGGAUAGUGCAAUAAAGCAGCUGUGCUAGUUUUUUGUUGUUGUUUUGAGUUUUUUUUGUAGUUUUUAUCAGUGAAUUGGCAGUGCUCACAUCCUUACAUCCAAAUGUCUCCUGUGUCACGAUUUUGACAAUGUUCCUUCCUCCACCAAGGCCAAACUGUGAUUUAUUUAAAGAAAUACAAACACAACAGAGCCUUUUUUACCCUGUAACAGAAUGAUAAUGAGAUGCAGUCAGAUCAUUCUACACUUCGCUGUUAAUGUUACAGAAUGGUAGGAUUACAGUAAUAAGUUAAUUAGUGCACUUUAUAUGUGCUGGUAGGUAUGUUUUGCUACCUCUGGACUAAGCCAGGUUAGCUGUUUCCUCUUUUCUUCCAGUCUUUGUGCUAAGCUAAGCUAACCAGCUUCAUUAUUUAAUCCAAGGAUCAUAUGACAUCGUCUAUGAUUUCUUUUUUUCCCCGUAUUUUUAAAUUUUUAAAAAUUUAAUAAAGUAGUUACACUUGUCCGAGAACUGAGAGAAAGUUUGUUUUUUUCAGACGAGCUGCAGCUUUGCUUCUAAGAGUGACCGAGGGCAUCAUUCAAAGAGACAGAGCACUUAAUAGCACUUUGUACCAUAUUCUGUCAUUUCCAUUACAUGCAUUAUAUUCAUUUGUGUUAUUAAGUUAGUACAUGAAACUUUGUGGCUAACUGCUGUCAAUUCCUCCAGGGCCUCCCUUCAUGGACAUCCUCUCUCAUAAAUCACUGUCAGACCCACAAAGAGGCUCUUUAGCUCAUCUCUUAGUGCCCCAGUCAGUUUAGUGAAAUGAGUGAGGGGGCACAGACAGAAAGGAUUUGAAAAUCUGUGGUAUGAGUGUGAGAGAGAGAAAGUGUAAGACAGUGAUGUGCAUAAAUGUAUGAAAUGGAAAUCUGGGAGUAAAGCAGAGAAAUAAAUGGAAAAAAUGAGA